AGACGUCUCUUCCGGAUGACUCUUUCCAAGUCCCCUGCCGUCCUUGUCUCAUCUGCUGCGCUACCAGAGCAGCCACCAUCUACUCUUCACGCAGCCAAGAGCCUUCCGGCUGUCCGCCUACUGCUUACCUGCAAUCACACACUGGACUUUUCUUUUCUUUAUCUUCAGAAAUCAAAUGGUAUGCUACAGAACAAACUAACAGAGUCAUGCCCCAUGUCUUUCUUGACUGGAAGUAGGAAAGGGCCAUCCUGACUUCUCUAUUCAGUAUUUUAAGGACUCCAGUGAAGAGACCACGGUUGUGAGAAGUAUGAUACCAACCUGUAAGCUUCGAUAGCAUGAAAAACCAGAGAAACUAAAUGUAAUUAACAGACACCAACACUGUGCGUAUGGUUUUAGUGGAGUACUGCCUAUCUGGAGGAUUAAGAGACAGGGAAUCAUAUGGCAAUCCCUUGUUAUCUUCCUACCCAUGUUUAGCUUGUAGAAAACUAUUGAUGUCUCAGCAGCAGAUAAACCAUGUGAAUUGUAGGAUCACUAAGAAAAAGGGUCAAAGGCUAUGUCAUUAUAGCGUAUAAAAUGGGGUGCUAGAAGCAGCUUUCUGUUUUCAGUGCUGUGUAUGUAUUUAAUGUGAGUUUACGUGCAUGCAGUACUCUUGGAGGCCAGAAGAGGGCAUCCAAAGCCCUGAAACUGGAGUUACAGAUGGUUGUGAGCUGCCCUGUGGGUGCAGAGAACAGAACUCGGGUCUUCUGAAACAGCAGCAAGUGCUCCUAACCACAGAACCAUCUCUCCAGCACCCGAGAGGCACACAAUUUGAGAGGAGGCUGCCGAAAAACAUAUAAAGUAAAUCAAGAGCAUGUCAUGAUGUAUAAAGUCAAUGAAGCAAACCGCCAGGUUACUGGGCAUAGAAAGCAAAGAGCAAGGGGUUGCCCUCCAACCAAUCAGUGGACACACUGAGAUCUGUUCUGGAGGAGGCUCAGGGAGCUAGCAGGAGGGGACAUAUCAACUAUACAACUAUGGAAAUAAUGGCUGAUCAGCAAUAAGGAGUGAGUGUACCUGAGUGAGGCCCAUACACGGGUCUCAAGAUCUAUAGAAAGAAUGCAUAACAGGCAAGGUGGACAGAUGGAGGACGUAGGUCGUAGCCAGGUGGUAGGUGAAGCACAGAUAGAUAGAAGAUUAAUAGGUUAUCUGAUAGGUACUGUGGCAUAAAUUAUAGGUAGAUGAUAGUAGAUAAAAUCAAAAUGAUAGAUGAUUGAUAACCGUUUGAUAGAUGACUGGCACUAUUUCAAAAAGAAGAAUGUGAAGCACCUUAAGUUGAGUUUAGACCAGGUCACACAGAGCAGACAGGACAGGGAAUUUUGUGUAUUGGGAAGAGCAUGGCUGUGUCUCCCACAGCCUUUGCACCUCCUUCCUCCCCAGCACCAGCCCAGCCUUCCCCUCUAGGCUUCCGUCUUCUCUAUGGUCUGCCACUCUCUGAGACAGUGCUGAGAUCCUCUUUACCUCUCUCUCUGAGUCAACAGGAGCGAUGCGUUUCCCCCGGCGGUGGGGCUAUUCUGGACUCUCCCCCUCCAGUGUGCGCUGUUUACUUCCUCCGCACUUCCCCUUCCUGCCGCCUGCUCAGAUCACUGUGGCCCCGGUGGGGGUGGGCUGACCCUUUCUCUCCAGCGCCUUUUGUCAAUGAGCUCCCUCCAGGGGCUGGAUUCAUAGCAAGGCUGUGGUGGUAGCAACGGUUUCAUUCUUGAAAGUUUUGGGCCAUUUAGCCUGUACUGGGCACUGUGCCAGAUGGCCAGGGAUUCGGAGGCCAUAGCAGGACCCCAUGGUAGCCAGGUGGGUGAAGGGGAGCGAGGACGUGCCAUUUGCCCUGCAGAAGAUUCCUGACUUACAGAGUGGUCCCAGGAGCCAGAAAAUGGAUGCCAUCCACAUUGGCAUGUCCAGUGCCCCUCUUGUGAAACACGCCAAUGGAGUUGGACUCAAGGCGCAUAGGCCUCGUGUCAUGUCCAAGAGUGGACACAGCAAUGUGAGAAUUGACAAAGUAGAUGGCAUCUAUCUCCUCUACCUUCAGGACCUGUGGACAACGGUCAUCGACAUGAAGUGGCGGUACAAACUCACCCUGUUUGCGGCCACAUUUGUGAUGACCUGGUUUCUGUUUGGAGUGGUCUACUAUGCCAUAGCUUUCCUUCACGGCGACUUAGAACUCGAGGACCCUAAUUCUAACCACACACCCUGCAUUAUGAAGGUGGAUUCUCUCACGGGAGCAUUCCUCUUUUCCCUGGAAUCCCAGACAACCAUUGGCUACGGGGUCCGUUCCAUCACGGAGGAGUGCCCUCACGCCAUUUUCCUCUUGGUUGCCCAACUGGUCAUCACCACAUUGAUUGAGAUCUUCAUUACGGGUACCUUCCUGGCCAAGAUCGCAAGACCCAAAAAGCGAGCCGAGACCAUCAAGUUCAGCCACUGCGCUGUCAUCAGCAAGCAGAACGGGAAGCUGUGCUUGGUCAUCCAAGUGGCCAACAUGAGAAAGAGCCUCCUGAUCCAGUGCCAGCUCUCGGGAAAACUCCUCCAGACGCAUGUCACCAAAGAGGGAGAGCGCAUCCUCCUCAACCAGGCCACCGUCAAAUUCCACGUGGACUCCUCUUCUGAGAGCCCCUUUCUCAUUCUGCCCAUGACCUUCUACCACGUGUUGGAUGAAACAAGCCCCCUGCGGGACCUCACUCCCCAGAACCUAAAGGAAAAGGAGUUUGAACUGGUGGUCCUUCUCAAUGCCACCGUGGAAUCCACCAGCGCCGUCUGCCAGAGUCGAACAUCUUACAUCCCAGAGGAGAUCUACUGGGGCUUUGAGUUUGUGCCUGUGGUUUCUCUCUCCAAAAAUGGAAAGUACGUGGCUGACUUCAGCCAGUUUGAGCAGAUCCGGAAGAGCCCGGAUUGUACCUUCUACUGUGCGGAUUCCGAGAAACAGAAGCUGGAAGAGCAGUACAGACAGGAGGACCAGAGGGAGCGCGAGCUGAGGAGCCUGCUGCUGCAGCAGAGCAAUGUCUGACCCAGGCUGGCCUCUGGGCCCUCCCCCAGAGCUGCCUCCACACCAGGGCUCCUCUCAAAAACCAACGGCUGCUGUGAACAUGGGCCAGGAGGACCUGAUACCAAACCACGGAGAUAUUCAUGGCACAGCUUUCUCUUUGUUCUGGUGGCUGAAUAAACCUCUCUACAUAUAAAAAGAUUUCCUCAGAGUGCCUGGUCAAGAGUGAACACUCAAAUUCAGAUUUUCGCCCCCCUAAAAUGGAGCUCUAUACUGAAAAACCGAGUGUGGAAGGUGGAGGAGAUUCCUGUUCGGGUGACAGACAGGUAGCCAUGUUGACAGAAUGAAAUGGAUGUCUGUAGAAGAACAUCAGCUUAUAAUCUGAAGUAUUUAUUUAAUCCACCUAUCCAGGGCAUCGUCAGUAGGUUGGGUCUAAGGCGUGAUUCAGUAUUUGCUCGUAUCACGGCCCAAGAGCCUGCUCCUUCUCGUGUUUAAGUAUGUAUGUUGUAUUUGCAGUGACGGCUAUCUGGGAAUGACCCAAAAGUGUUGGGAAAGCAAGGACUUCAAGCUUGAAAAAUACAUUCAUUUCAUUUUGACAUUUUCCAGUGGACUUAACUGUGUGGAGUGAAAACAAUCAAGCCAGAAUCUAAGAGUUCUGCAGUAUGUCUGUAUCUUGAUUCUGUCAUCCCCGUUACUCUUGGGGGAAGCAUGCACCAGCCUCUUUUUGCCUUCAAAAUAUCUGUCAGACAAGCCAAACAGCACCAUUUCGGGACAUACUGGCAACAUACACAAUCAGGUUUCGGCCAGGCUUACAGAACCAUCAGUAUUAUAAGCUCUGCUUCGGGCAAUGUUGUCAGUGUCAUUUUUCUAGAUCCAUAUGAGAAAAAAAAAUGACUGUGUGAGUUCUGUGUUCAUAUGACUGGCAGAUCCGCCCUCCUGUCGGGGUUGACAGUCUAUCUCUCAGACAUUUCAGUCUUUCCCUGUGAGUAUACCUUGACCACAAAGAAAUUACACAAAAUCACUGAUGUCUUAAGAAUAAAACAGCUCCCCGAGGGCUGUGAUUGUCACAGCCCUGAUAAGUAUGUGGCUUGAUCAUUAUAGUCCUCACAAAAGAAAAUUGAAGCUGUGUCACAGUACAGGAUGUCUGCAGAGAUCCUGCAGUUCCUGAGGCCGGUGAUAACAGGAAGAAGGGGAGAGGAGAAGAGGUGUUUGUAAGCAAGAGGACCCCUCAUGCAAGAGCCUAAACAUACCUCCUACAACUCAGCCUUACAAAGGGGACAUUUUGCCUCUGAAAAUACUAGAAUUUAAUGCCAGCAUUUUGGGGGAGAGAGAAUAUGUGGCCAGGAAUGGGUAAAUAUGUAAAAGGUGUGUGCUCCUUUUAUUCAAAUCAGAGCACACUGUAAGUUUACUCAAGUGCCAUGCAACCACGAAUGUGCAGGCAACACACACACACACAUGCACCCACGUACACAUGAACAUACAUACACACACACAUAUGCCUCAUACAAAAUGCAUACAUAUGCUCUGACUCUGCAAACACAAUCUCAAGCCUCUGGCAUCAGAUGUCACACGUAUGAAAGUGCCUUCAUGUUUAUUUGAUUUUAUAAGAAGAUGAACACUUUGACUCAGAGAUGUUAGGGAGACUUAACUGGAUCCAGCUGUUGGUGUGAACUGCCGCAUACCCAGCCAUAUCUUCAUGUGGCCACAUCUGCAAGUGUUCUUCCUUUGAACAGCAACAACAAAAUGUGAAAAUAAAAUCUCUGAGUUGGAACUGAGUUAGUGUGGUGAGAGUCAGAGACUCAUUGAGGAAAAGUUUGCAGAAUAAUUUCUAUUAAUAAAGGGAGGAUUUAGGGCAGGAGAAAUGGCCCAGUGGUGAGAGCAUGCGGUCACCGGUUCAAAUCCUCAGCACCCAUCUAAAGAGCCAUGGAGGAUUGCAUAGACCGGUAACCCCAGUGCUGUGGGAAGCUGGAAUAGGAAGACAGCUGCAGCGUCCUGGUUGCCAGAUGAGCUCCAGGUUCAGUUAAUAUGAAACCCCAUCUCGGGGGAAUAAAGCAGGAUUGAUGGAAGAGGACAGCUACCUAUUCCUCUGGACUCCAGGCAUGGACACACGCAUGCACACACACACAUAUACUCAUACAUAUGUGCAUGCACACAAAUAAAUACACACACACACACACACACACAGAGACAGAGAGAGAGAGACAGAGAGAGAGAGACUGUUAUCUUCAAUCAUUCAGAAGUAUUUUUUCUGUUCUUGAUUUCAUGGACUUCAUGCCACUCUUCAAAAACUUAGCUGUUUGCCUGUUUAGACACUAGCCCUUCUAGCCACUGAUCCUGUAUAUUGUGUUGUAUAUAAUAGUAGAAUCAAUAGGAAAAACCACGCCACAGGGGUGUUUGUGGUGUCUUUUCUAUUGCAUUAUGAAAUUCCUCACACAUCCACCUUGGUGCCAUCUGAAUCCGACUGAUACCAGCGACUCAGUAACUAGACCUGCUUCUGUUGUAGACGGUACAAUGAGGAUGUGUCAGACUCAAAAUCAUCUUUGCUGGCCAAGUUCAGAAUAUCUGAUUAUUUGAUUUAUUUUCAAUACAUAGUGCCUUCAAAACCAAUGGAUGGGCCAGGUGUGCUGGUACAUGCCUGUAACCCCAGCGCGUGGGAGGCAGAGGCACAAGGAUCAGGAGUUCAAGGCCAGCCUUGACGACAUAUCGCCUGCAUAUGAACUCCUCUAUUAAAAAAGUACAAUAAAUCAUAUUGCAACAUAAUAUUUACUAAAUAGUUCUAUGGCUGGCUGGUUUGAAACACAACAGUCUCCAGAGUCACUUAGCUAUGAUUACUUUGAAUGGCACACUCUCGUGUUCUCGUGUUGAUAUACCAACAGAGGAGUUAAGUGGUGGAAAGUUACUGAGUGUGAUCUAGGCAGGCUUCAGGUGGAAACAGACUCAUAAGCAUCAUCAAAACCACGGAGUAUUUAACCCAAGACAAGCCUUGUGAUCUUCAGAAACACAGUGCAUCUGCCUUCUCAGUGGAUGCUCAAAAUGUGCUUCACCAUGGAGGCCACGGAGCCAGCAGCAGCAGAUCCGUGGACACUCAAGCCAUUUCUUCUGCCUUGCUGCCCAUGACCCCAGACACCAAAGAGAGCUGCAACCUCUGACUUGCACAAUGAGCCACCUGGGGUUGGGGAUGGGAGCUAAACACUGUUGCUAUUUUUACCUUUUAUUCAUGGGAAAUUAAUAGUGCAGCUUUUGAAUAUCUACAAUUAACACAUAAUGGAAAGAAAAGAUAAUAAUAUUCAUUAGUGGACCAAAUAUUUAGAUAAAUGUAAACAUCCAUUUUGUUUGAUCUUUAUUUGAAUUAAAUUUCUGCUUUGAA
Messenger RNA from Myodes glareolus (Bank vole), 6371 nucleotides. It is a transcript of the gene Kcnj15, whose product is annotated as potassium inwardly rectifying channel subfamily J member 15. The record is from RefSeq and is a predicted model, not a curated record. Gene Ontology annotation, biological process: regulation of monoatomic ion transmembrane transport; potassium ion import across plasma membrane. Gene Ontology annotation, cellular component: plasma membrane. Gene Ontology annotation, molecular function: inward rectifier potassium channel activity. Lineage: Eukaryota; Metazoa; Chordata; Mammalia; Rodentia; Cricetidae.